Molecule: messenger RNA, 12048 nt
Organism: Ooceraea biroi (clonal raider ant)
Lineage: Eukaryota; Metazoa; Arthropoda; Insecta; Hymenoptera; Formicidae
Biological process (GO): negative regulation of DNA-templated transcription; heterochromatin formation
Cellular component (GO): chromatin silencing complex
Molecular function (GO): transcription cis-regulatory region binding; chromatin binding
Source: RefSeq, a predicted model, not a curated record
UUGAAAGUACAACAUUUUAUUUACGAAUGAGUCGACUCUACAAGCCGACUUGAUUAAAAAAUAUUGGUUACAAUUAACAAUGAUCACGUAUUAUGUAUCAUUUACCCUGUGAGACCAUGCAUAUAUAUAUUUUAAAAAAUACAUAAUUUAAUAUAUGUUUCGCACGUAUCAAUGACAAGUGAUAAAUGAGAGUUUGUCAUUUUAUCACUGGCAAUCGCUGGAAAACACGCGUCUAUUGAAGAUUUAUUGAAGACCCAGUAGUAGCCGCGAGGUGCUGCCGCCUGACGGGGAUAUUACAGCUCCAGUACUACGUGACAGCGGGUUUCGUGUGGGAGAAGUGGGGGAGCGGCGCGAGGAAGAAAAUGGCCGACGGGGCUACGGUAAAAGGGCAGGGACGUCGUGCGAGGUGCGCGCUGCGCGACACGGGAUUGCCAGUUUCGCGAUAGACCGCGCGAAAAAGGGCCGUCGGACAUCCGUCGGGGAAGGCCUGUCGCCGUCACCCCGCGGUCGCGCGUCCCUCCGGGACAUCGCACGGACAGGACUGGAGCCCGUCAUAGCCGCCGUUCGUCGCCGCUGCCGCUAUCACACCGCGGGUGCUUCGAUUCGCAGUCAUUUUAAAAAGAGCAUUGUUCGCGGGCCGAGUGAAGGGCCGACGGAAGGGCUCGCCGAGAGAUAAAUCCAGCUUGCGCGAGCCGUAUCGCAAUUAUUAAAACCGACAAUGGCAGUUAGGUAGUUGUGGAAAUUAACGUUGGACACUCGUAAACUUCAAGUAUAUUUUUAUCCAUUUGAAGAUGUAAAGAAAACACAAUCAUAAUGAAGCCACAGAAGAAGGCUGUUGUUGCCAGAAAGGCAACUAAAAUGCCGACAGUCGCCAAGAAACGUCGCACAUUUAUAGAGAAGAUUAUGCCCGAUGUGAAAAAGGAGAAGAAAUCAAAGAAAAAUGACAAACUGGAAGAUUCAAAGAAAAAGAUAGACAACGAUAAGAAAAAAUUAGAGAAAGAAGAGAAGAAAAAAUUUGACGAUAAAAAGAAAAUGGAGGAAAAAAAGAAAGAGCGAUCUGACAAAACAGAUGAAAAGAAGAAGCAAUUAAGCAAGGAUCAUGACAAAAAAUCUGAUAAAAUCGAUGAGAGAAAGGCAGAUAAAGCAGACGAUAAGGCAAAUAUCGAAGAAAUGAAUCAAGAAAGCGGGGACAAGAAAAAAUUACAAAAAUAUGAAGAAAAGGCAAAACUAGAUAAGCAAUCUGUUGAUAACAAGAAAAAAAUUGAGAAAGAAGAAAAGAAGAAAAAUGUAAAAUUGGACGACAUUGCAAGCAUGGAAGAUAAUGUCAAAUUUUUAAGUACAAUGGAUGAUAAGGAUGCGCUUGAAGAGAAGAUCAAUAACCUCUCUCCACUUAUUAAAAAAAGAAGCAAAGAUGAGAAAAAGAAAGAUGUCAAGUUAUUAAAAUCUGAUGUCAAGUCAGUGCAGAGGAAUUCUACCGUAAAGGAUAAAAAAUCGGACCGUAAGAAAAUUUCUGAGAAAGAUCCGGCAAGCAAUAAAAUUUCUUCCGCUAAAACAAAAAAAGAAUCUAAAGCAAAGCAAGGUCAGAAGAAGAGUAUCGCGAGAAAAACAGUUUUAACGAAGAAACCUCAUUUAUCGGUGGUUAAAAGAUUGGUAGACAAGAAGAUUAGUUUAAUCAAGCCAAUAAAGGACGAAGAAAUCAGCGAGGAUGAGAACGCAGUCAAGAAAGCAAAGAAGAAGAGUAGCGGCAUUGCCAAGAGUAAAGUCCUGCAGGAGAAGAAACCGAAGCUGGCCAAACACAUGAAAGCCAAGUUGCCUCAGAAACACUCGAAGAUUGGUGCUGUUCUAAAAAGAGAAGAUAAGCUGAAAACUAUAACGGAGAAAAUUAUGGCGAAGAAGAAAAUUGAAUUGAAGGUGCCUGAGGAAGUUCUAGCUGAACAUAAAAAGAUCGGGAACAGAGACGAAGUCUGUCAAGAGCCACAAUUGAGUAACAUCAAGAGCGAAAUCGAAGAGGACAAAGAUACGGACAAGAGCAAAGAGGAGAGCCCUCAUCCGAAAUUUCAGGAUAGUAAAAAAACUGUGAAAAGCGGCAAUAAAGUCAGUAGCAAGAUUCCGAAGAAGACCGGGAAAAUGGUAAAGGUACAAAUGGAGAGCAAUAAUCAAACGUCAGCUUCAUUUGAGGAUGUAUCCUCCGAGGAAACGAACAAACAGUCAAAAAUGUCUGAGGAUAGCAUCAAGUCCGCGAAUUCUAAGCAGGAACAGAGCGGCGCCGAGAAUACGCUUGAGUUGAACCUAAAGGUUGAGGCGAUAAAUGGCGAAAGCGCUAGUGGCGUUACAUCUCAAUCUGACUCUGAGGGUGACUCGGACGACGACUACAAGAGAAGCAAGCAAAGGGGCACCAGGAACAAAGAACGGGCGAAUUCACCGUCGGACGAGCGUGCGCGACGAAUGCGACUUUUCGGCUUCUGGAGUGGACCAAAACGACACAGGGUCGCGUCAUUGAAUGCCUUGGCUAAAGUUCACUGCCUCUACGAAAACGAGACCGGCGGAGUCUACCUCGGCGGUUUCUGUAAGCCGAAACCCGAGAAGGAAAAGGAAAAACCGCGGAAAAUGAAGGAGGAGAAAGAGGAGCAGCCGCGUAAGGAGAAGAAGAUUGAGUGCAAGACGGAAGGGAAUGUUUUGAAGAGGAAACUGAGGAAUGUGCCAGGAUUACGUGGCAAACAUUGGGAUAUGUUGGAGAGCUCGUCGUCCUCGUCCUCGUCGGACGAGGAUUGCGAGAAGGAGAAGAACGCUGAACCGAGCAAGAAAAAAAUGACCAAAAGGAGGAGGAGAAACGAGGAAGUAAUGGACCUGAAGGACAUGGUUGUUUGCAAGAGGAUGGCCAGUCUUAAUGCCACUGCCAUUUUGGCUGCUUCCUACUCCGAUGAGAAAAAUCGUUGUGGCAGCAGCAGUGAUUCCUCCUCCAGCAGUGAGUCCAGUGAAGUAGAGAUAAUUAAAAGACGUAGACAAAAUGACUCCGAGGUAGAUAAGAAGAAGCCCCGACAAGGCUCUGAUCCGGAGGAGGUUAUUAAGCCAUCCAAGAAAGUCGUCAUCGUUAACCAGGACACGGACGUCACCAUCACCGGUGUUUACGUCAAUCAAACCCGAUCCACCCAUCAUGAGGGUUUCUGCAGUAUUGCUGGUAUGCAGUACAGAAUCAGCUCCACCAGUCAUACUCAAACUGCAGCUACCGCAGUGGCUACUGAGCUUCACGAUCAGCAAAAAAUAGAACAGCCUUGCAAAUCCUACACGCCGCUGGGUGCACUAUCUUCUAUGCAGCCGCCAGGCAGCCAGGGUACUCAUCCUAAUAUGUCACCUCGCAGGCAUUCAGCAUUCUCAGCCCCUCAUCAACACGGGUAUUAUCAGCCGGCUGGUCCACUGAUACAGCACCCGCCGCCACCACCGCCAACCUUACCUCCCGUAAAGGGUCCACCUCCGGAACCGACGCCCACGCCUCCACAAAAUUCAGAGGGUUCGGACGAUUUGAUCGCCACUUCCACAACUUCCGGAGGCACGAGUAGUACAGGUGGGGGCUUUUAUAGGACGUAUUGCCCGCAGUACUACAGCACUCCGCCGCAGUAUCCGGAUCUGUGUUAUCCCCCGACGUAUUCUCAUCCUCACGCUCAUCCGCCGCAUUACUACAAAUACCCGCCCACUUACAGAAGGCAAUACUAUGGCUAUCAGGAGUCCGGUGGAGGAGGCGGACCGCCUCCGGGUAGCGGGGCCGCCGGAGGUGGCCCUGGAGUCGUUGAUUACCAGCCACCUCCACCACCACCCGGCGAAUAUCUGCCACCUUAUUACGGAGGCUACCCACCGCCUCCUCAUCCGCCGCCGCCGCCACCGAAUCCGGCAUAUCUGCAUUCUCAGGGAAGACCUUUCGUAGACCCCUUUCAGGGUUGUCCAUGCCCGAUGCAAUCGUGUCCAAAAAACGUGGAUACUGGGGCCCUUAUUGGUAAUGGUAAGGGAGCGCCAGUGGUAUCGGGGCCCGGUCUGUCAUUGCCACCCAGUGCUUUGGUAGGUCCGCCCUCGCCGGCGAGGGGGCUAGCCGGGCUAGCACCCCCUCACGGUGCCAAUGCCUGGGAUACGGAUCGCGUCCAAAUCAACACUCAUCGCAACCUAAAUCAGAACCAACCCCCCUCGGUCCCGCCGUCGCACAAUCUAGUCGGUGGGCACAGUCGCCCUCAGAAUCAAGAUUGUAGGAGUAAGGACGAACAAAACUGUACGGAAGAUACAUUGAGGAAGUGCAGUUGUCAGAAUGCAUGCACGUCUACCUGCGAGGUCAAAAUGGAGACCCUAUCGCCCACCGAGAAGCUGUCAGUGGCGGCGAGCUGUCCCGGCAGCAAGUACCACAACUUCAAGCUAGAAAACAACAAUGUCAAAUGUGAGUCCUGCAGCAUGGAGAUCGCCGACGGGAUGCCAUGCGUCGCCAACUGCAACGUUGUCAAGUGUGAGUCGGACUACAAGUGCGACAUCAUGAAGUGCGAGCAGUGCAUGAAGGAAGGCCAAAUAGCGAUAAUGGAGAUGGACAAGGAUUCCGGCAUUGUGUUGGACGACAAGCUCGACGGCGAUCCCGAUGUGAAGGAAGAGCUAGACGUGGUGGUGAUCGACAGUGAUGAGAACUGGAAAAAACCCGAUUAUGAGCCAACUGUGCAGGAGACUGUCGACGACAAAGAGGAGAAGAUCGCGGAGAUGGCGAUCACGACCGAGGCCGUGUUGGAGACCGAAACGGAGGAGCAGCCCAAGUGCCAAAAGGUGACGAAGAGGAAGCUAUCGUUAGACAGCUUAUCGGACAGCAGAAAGAAGAGGAAACUCAGCAAAAGGGCACUGUCGGUCGGCUCGUCCCAAGACCCGAGCAACGAGCAAGUGACGGUCAACAUGAUCGCACCGAUCGAGCCGCUGCCGAACAAGACUAGCGACAGUAUCAGAACCGAGAUGAGCGCGCCGAAAAAGAAGCAGGCGAAGAAGGACGCUCGAGGUCAAAAACGCAAAGCGGAAGCACUGAACGCGAGCGAAAGCGCGACGAAGAAGGCGAAAACCGGCAAACAGAACGCGGGUAAUGGUCUCGGGAAUUGUCUGAAGCGAACUGCCAGCGACACUUCGAUAAUGGAGACCAUUGAUGAUGUGAUACAACAGAGUCUGCAAAUGACACAGAGGAAGGACCGCAAGAGCAAGAAUUGCGAGCGCGUAGAGAAGAAGAAGAGCGUAAAAGAAGAAUUGUUGCCGACGGCGAAGAAGAGCGCGAAGAAGAUUGAUCAGAUCAAGGAGCAAGUCGUCGAAAAGAUGUCGAAGAUAAUUUCGAAGAGCGGUCAGACCAAAGGUAAAGCGGAUGCGAAGCCGAAAUCCAAAGUUUCACAGGAUGGCAAAGCUAAGGGUAAAGGUAAGGCUAAAACCGCGGAUGUCAAGAUACAGGAUGUGAAAUCCCGAGUACAGGAGACAAAGGCGAGGGAUGGUUCGAAGAAACGCGACACCGCGCCUAAGACCAAAGCAGUCGACGUCAGUGAAGAACCGAAGAAAUCGGCUGUAAUUAAAAAGAAACGGAAGAGCACGAAAAAGGCGACGAACGCCAAGAAGCCGGGCUGCAAGCCGGAGAGUUCCUCAGUCGGAAACGAGAGCCUGACGUUAACGAGAAAAACGUUCCUGAAGCCCAAGUGGAACAACGGAUGGAGCUGGGAGGGGGAGCCCUUUGAAGCCAAAGUUUAUUUAACGAAUGAGGCAACAGCCAUACGGCGAUGUUACGCGAGCAUGAGUCACGAGGAUGGCGAUGUGUUGAGACCACGGGACUGCGUGUUACUGAAGAGCAGUACGCGGAAGGGCGAUCUACCAUAUGUAGCUAAGAUCGCCGCGCUCUGGGAGAAUCCUGACGACGGUGAGAUGAUGUUCUCGUUACUGUGGUACUACCGACCUGAACAUACGGAACAGGGUCGGACGCCGCACGACAGCGAGGAUGAGGUAUUUGCUUCGCGCCACCGGGAUGCAAACAGCGUUGCUUGCAUAGAGGAUAAAUGUUAUAUCCUAACGUUUAACGAGUACUGUCGGUACCGUAAAAACUUGCGGAGGAUCGAAGAAGGCUUAGAAAAUCCUGGCUUGAUAGUUCCGCCAGGGGACCAAGUGUAUCCAAGAGAGAAUCAGCAGCCUCCUAUACCAGUAUCAUCAGAAACGGUGCUCUUCUGUCGACGUGUUUACGACUAUCGCGGGAAGAAACUCGUGAAGAAUCCCGGAUGACUCGAAUUCCUGUAAGAUGCAAACCGCGGAAGCUUAAGUCACACUGAACAACACAUUGAAACUGGCCGCAGGUCCCCUUUCAAGCGUAAUCGUGCGUCGUUGUUGAUCGAUUUGUCCUGAUUUCGGUAGGGGGGUAACGAGAUCCGAUCGUUUUUUCCAAAUGAAUCACCGAUUCUGCGUGCAGUCUUCAUUUUUCGCACUACUCACUGCCCGUCUAUUUGCUAGAUGACUAGCUUCUACCUAGAGAAACAUAUUCGGUCCCGUUUUAAAAACGAUCGCGGAAGAGUGACAAAAGUGAACGCACACGCGACUGUGUUUCAACGACAAUCGGAUCUCCUUUUACCUGGAAGUGUAACAGGAUUGUUAGAACAUGGCGUCACACGAAAAAGACUUGCAGAUGAAGAAACGGCAUCUCGUAUAUAUCGCAUGCAUUGUAUAAGGCUACCCCCCCUUAUUGCCGCUUACAUUAAUCCGUCUUUCUAUCUUGCUCGUCCUGCUCGUCCACGGAAAUCAUGAUAAAUCGCUCAUUAAUUCUGGUGAUAGAUGCUGAAUCGGAUAUCGUAGCGGCGGACCGAGCGUGCGGUAGCGCGCCGAGCACCCCAAAGCACCGGAGUGUAUAGAUCAAUUGCAUGUUCCCCGGAUAUUUUUCCAAGAGUGGCAUUAUUAUCCAUGUGUUCCUCUCGCGCCACGCUCGCGUAUCCUCGAUCCUCGGUCUCGCGUCUUCUCGUCCGUCUCUACGAACGGACGCUCAACGUGUCCACGAUUACUAAUGUGUAAUAAGGUGUUUUUAGGCGAAUUAGUGGAAUUUGACAAUUUUAUAGAGAGAACGAUAUUUUUUGCGAAAUAGCGUUUUACACAACACACUUAAAUGCGUAUUUUUCACACGGGUGGUACAAAUGCGCGACGACGUAAUACGGCGCCUUAACUUGAAGGGAACCUACGUACAGUUUCAACGACAUGGAAUCAAAAGCAGGGACGAAAUUGCGAUUAUUUUAGCGGAAAUGAGCGAACAGCGUGACGCAUAUAAAGUGUUCCACUGGACUCCAAUCGGGCGUGAGCGCCUGGUACGAGGAGCGAAAUUGUCAAUGCUCGUGCGACACUAUUACACUUCCAUUUAUCCCAUGGUGUGUUUGCAUCUCUCUCGGGAAGGGAGGAGAACGGACUGCGACUCCUUCCGAAAUUCCCGAACCGCGCACAUGCGUCAUCUUUUCAUAAGCGUGAUUAUUGUACGGUAAAAUGCAUUUUACGAUCAGUGCCGAAAAACGAAAUGUUCCGGAGAUUGGAAGCGGCUUGAUCCUGUUUGAGAAAUUCGAUCGCGUUCGUUGGCGAAGCAAAAGACUUUUCUUUUCCAAUUACCUUUGCAGAUCUGUCAAUGUAACGAGUGUCGCUGCAGAUUGGAGCACCUUGCUGAAAUUAAGGGAUACCGGUAUGAGGGGUAUUUUUGAUACCGGUUUCAAUUGUUGAUUUACGCUAGAUACUCAAAAAUCAAAGCGUUGCGAUGAGAAUAAUCGGGGACCGAGCCGUUUCUACCCAGCACGCCACUCGUCUAUCGCUUUGUAAAAAGACCUUUGUUCGCUCCUUUUAAUUUUUUUUCUAAUAAAAUAAUAAUGCCUCCUUCUAAAGGAGACACGGACAUUUUAUCGUUAUCGCGAUGUCUGCGCGAUGUUAUGUCUCGGACCUGUUACACGAGUCACCGCGAGUUGCUUCUACAUGUAAUUUCGACUUCCUCCUUUUUUAUGAUUAUCCUUUUCAUUUUGAUUCGAUCUCCGAGAUCCGUAAUGAGAGAGAACUGUAGUUGUAUAUUAUCGCUAUAUAUAAUUUAGGUAUAUUUUUGAUUAGGUAUAUAUAUGAUAUAUUUUCGGUUCGUAAAGGAUUCACGCAUAUUAGCAAGUAAUCCGUGCGCGCGGUAGGAUGCCAAAAAUAAGCAGAACAUAUUUGCGAACUACGAGAAGCUUCAUCUUUUUUUCACGCGCAUUAAUAUUAUCGCAUACCAAAAUUAAUCGCAGGAUUAUUGAUAAGUAAUUAAUUUCUAAUGGGAAUUUCCUCUCGAAUUAUGUUGAUUUUGAUUAUUUACAUUUGUUGAGUGUGGCGGGCGCUUUGUUGGAAAUUAAUGAUUAUUUAAAAUUAAUAUAUUCAUGAUAUGAUUAUUAUUUAAUAUCUAAUAUAUUGGAUAUAGGUAUUAAGUUAUUUUGCGAGAGACUAGAGACAAGUAGAAGAGCGCGCGUAUUUGCGACUGUUUGUGUGUACGUGCGAAGGAAAAGAAAUGAAAUAGGAAACAAUGACGAGCACUUGUCACUGACGGGCGAUUAAGUCAGGAAUACGAUCAAGAAAAUGAGAGAUGUAAAACGAUGGAAACAAAUCGCGUUUGCGGCAAGUUUAACUCAUUAACCGUGGGUGACGAGUUAACUCGUCGUUAGAAAAUGCUUCUCCAGCGCGCAUGACGAGUUAACUCGUCAUGGAUAUUUGAGGGCAGCGCGCGUAAGACUUGAUGAAUUUGUUCAUCAAGGUUUUUAUUGGUCGCCACGAUGGCUUGAUAUCUUCAAAUGUUUUUUCACUUGCAUUUGCUUUUUCAUAUCGAAAAAGAAUAACGCUGCGCGCUUUCGGUAAAUGAACUCCCCGGUUAAUGGGUUAAAUUGCGAUACCAAAACAUUGUUCAGACGUGCAAAAAUUUUCUUUGCGUUGCGAUUCGAUGUCUCUCACGUUUGACGUAUCUCAUAAUGUAUCCGGGUAACACUUGAAAAUAUGCGCUUGACAUGUAUUUGAUAAGCAGGUCGACUUAGUUUUACAUAAAAUACCGUACGUGUGUAUUUCAACGGACGCCGUUCGAAAUCGAGAACAUACCGAAGAAACACCGCCGAAUCAUCACGCACUUUUUCCUCCGUGUUCACCGGAACUAAAUAAGAAAGGAAACAGAAGGAAGGAGAGUCAGGCGUUGCGUCGAUGCGUGUGCACCAUGAAAAAUCCAAAGAAAAAGAAAAAACGCCGAGGCUCCGCGAGGGGCGCGAAUUAGGAUACUCAUCAGUAAUCCACCGGAUUCUUGCGUAAUCUUUUUAUAGAUAGUUUUAUAUUCCUUUUUUAACGCGCGAAGGGGAAGUAUAGGAAAGGUGUACGAUGGCGCAGCAGACACAGUCUUUUUUAUAGUCAAAAGCAGAGCGGAAACGAUAUAGAGAGACAAACCGACAACGGGAGAACGGUAACACGCAGACGAAUCGCUCGCCGGAGGGAUAUUGAACGAAGAAGAGAAAGAAAUUCGUACGCGACGAGGCGUGCUUAUUGCAGAUCGUCGAGAAUCAAGAUGUGAAACGGACGGACCGCGCGCUCUUGUAAAUACUGUGUAUUCGCGUAAUAUCGUAAUAAUAAUACCUAAGAGAAUUAAAAUGCGGAAAGGGAAGACGUUGGCAGAAGAAAGCGCGGCUUUCCUCAGCGGGCCGCGCGGUACGGGCGCGUGAGAUUUUUCAGGAACUUACCUAUCUAACGACGGUUAACAUGGGAACAUUGCACACAAUGCAUAUCCUCUGUUCAUUUUGCGUAGCUGGCGGAUCUUUCUCCAUCGCGAGAGCGAACAGAACAGCGGCAGCGAUCACGGUCGUUCAUAAGAGCACGGUAUGGGCAUGCGAGACUCGUGGCCUCCACCUCCCGGCUGCCCUGUUCCGCUCCCUGUCUCCUUCAUCCUAUGAUUCUUCUCCGCCUUCCCUCCCCACCCCUCCCUCUCCUCCGCCACACCUCCGCUGCAUUCGCAUUUAAUCAAAAUGCAACAAGUGUCGGCCGCGCACGCUCGUCGAGAUCGGGUGCGUCGUCGUGAAAUCGCUCGCUCGCGAGACACCUGAGAUGUCGCUUAUCAAAACGGACGAGCGAACGAGCGAGCGUCGACAAACGCAAGCGGUUUGACACAGCGGCUUGAAUCAUUUUGUAUUCGUUAAUUCGUUAUUGAAUUUAAUAAAACGUUAAUGGGAUCAUGUAUCAUGUAGGAAAAUAAACGAGAAUACUGCGAAAGUCCGGCAGGCUCACUGAUUGCCUGUACGCGAGCUUAUUUGACAGCGCUGUAUCGAUCCGCGACGCUUCUAGCGAUUAUUGUAAAAGAAGAGAACGGAAUUAGGUCACGCCGUUAUACUUCGUAGCGUAGGAUCAGUCGCGAUCGUUGUGCCCGAUCUCGAGAGAACGCCAUCGCCGUUUCCGAACGAUCAACCCGAUCAACUCCCAUCGCGUGGCGUUACGCGAUUUGCCGUGCGGAUGCACGAUCCCUUCUGGUUCGUUUGCCGAGACGAGACAGCCGAGAUACGACGCGCGAUUGUACUCGUAGGUAGUGCCUCGUUCUCGUAGCUGCGAGACUUGUACGACCUCCUACACGCUGCAUGUUUCGUUUUGCAUUAGACAGACACACAUACGUGUUUGAUACAUCGCAGUUUAUUGCGAAAUUGUCGACGACUUUUGUUUGGGAGAACGUGAAUUCUGGGAUCAUUGAUACAUCAUUUUUAUAUAUAUUUGUGGAUAAAUUUAAAAUAACUGUUGAACAAUAGCGUUUAUCCCGUUUUGUUCACGUUUUUUACACAAAGGAGCUCAUUUUAUACAUGGCAUUACGAUUUUUCUUUGUAUCGCUACGGAACCGUAUUAAUUAUUUACCUGUACCGUCUCUUAUAUCGAUGUUUCUAAUUGUAGAUUUCUAAUUUGUAUCUUUUUUUCCUAUAAAGUAUUUCGUAAUACUUUGAGAUACCAAAUAAAGUUUCAAUGUACUUGCAAAAAGACUAAAUAUAAAUCGCAUUAUAUUUUGAUGUCGUUGCGUAAUUUAACUACUUGGCUUGAAACAACGUAAAGCCGAACACAAGCCAAGCUUGUACUCAGACGCUCGUAACGUAUAUAUUAGUUUAAUAUAAACUGUUGCAAAAAAUAAAUGAAUUAAUGUUCCACGCUUCAUCUAAUAGAAUUUUAAAAAAUCGUAUUCUUAACAUGUUCCCUGCCACGUGCAUCAUUUUCGGUAUGUACUGAAACUCAUUUUCAGGCCAAGUGAUAUUUUUAUUAUUGGUAAAUAAAGUGCAAGAAAAUAAUUGUUGAUGUCACUAUUACAUGCACUAUGAUGUAUCUGUUAAGUUGCAUCAAGUUUCACUAUUUACUCCACUAAAAGUAAAUUUUCAGCUCACAAAAAGCGGAAAAAUAAACAAUUUUUAUAUACUUUUCAAAUUCUAAUACUAAAAACGGUAUACGUUGUACCGGUACAUAGAAUUUGAUAAAUAUGUUAAUUUUAUAAAUAUAUUUGAUAAAUGUAUGGUACACAUGGUCUGAAAAUGACAACUACUCAAAAACGGUUUGGCAGAGAACGUGUUAAAUAAGCAUAAUAAUUCACAUACAGCCAUCGAUCAAGUAGCAAGCCAAGUGAGCAAAUUAAAGUAAAGGAGUUAUGUCUGAAUAUCUUUCCUUAAAUAUAUUGUCUACAUGCAGUUUUUAUUUUUUUUUAUUUAAAAGAAACGGCGCCGAGAGAUGUCAAAUUUCCAAUGCUAGACAAUUGACAAAACAGAUGAAUUUUUUAUUAUGAUAGGAUGUAUCGUUAUUUACAUUCAUCUUUUAAAUAAUUGUACUAAUUGUAUUUUUUCAAAUAAUUGUACUUACAUUGCAUCUUUGCGGAUCAACCGUCAUGUUGAAUGUAUCGUGCGGAAAGAUGCACAAUGCUCGCAAAAGCGGUUCGCGUCUCCGAGGAAGCGAGGCAUGCCUAGAGAUCCGACAUUUGUAAUUUUAAAUCAUCGCAGUGCAUCCUGAGCCGAAAAAAAACUGUUGACAGAAAUAAACAAGUCUAAUUUA